Messenger RNA from Mixia osmundae IAM 14324, 1011 nucleotides. RefSeq lists its product as uncharacterized. Gene Ontology annotation, molecular function: protein-containing complex binding. The coding region runs from base 1 to 1011 and encodes 336 amino acids. NCBI's taxonomy places the organism in Eukaryota, Fungi, Basidiomycota, Mixiomycetes, Mixiales, Mixiaceae. The record is from RefSeq and is a predicted model, not a curated record. The transcript is spliced from 3 exons. Gene Ontology annotation, cellular component: mitochondrion.
AUGACGCACAAGCUCCUAUGUAUAGGCGGGAACGGCUUCGUAGGUUCGGCGAUCUGCAAGACAGCCAUCUCGAGAGGCUGGCAAGUCCACUCGCUCUCUCGAUCGGGCAAACCGUACGCCUCCGACAAAGGCCACCAACCUGCUUGGUCCAAGCGAGUCAACUGGCAUUCCGGCUCGGCACUCGAGCCAGAUACGUACAAGCAUGUCCUUGCUGAAUGUACAGCCGUAGUCAAUGCUACCGGAACGUUGCUCGAGGGCGAUUACAAGUCAGGCGGCAUCUCAUCGCUCGUCAAGGAGCUCUUCAAUUCGCGAUCGAACAACCCUUUGGCGCCAGGCAAGGCUCCGAGGUCCAAGGGUCAAUAUGAACUCCUCAAUCGGGAUGCAGCUCUGACGGUGUUUCGAGCGCUACAAGAUACGCAAGAGCUAAGCUCGAGCACUCGUUCGACGCCCUUUGUCUUCAUCUCCGCCGAGGACAUCUUCCGUCCUUUCAUUCCAGAGCGAUAUAUCGCUACAAAGCGAGAAGCAGAGCAAGAGAUGACGAGGCUGGUCAUGGCAAGAGCAUUUCCCUCUGGCGACGCGCCUGUUGAAGCAGGUCGCGAUGUCCGGCCCGUCUUCCUCCGGCCAAGUCUGAUCUACCAUCCUCAUAUACGGCCAAUCUCGACGCUGCCAGCUGCAAUGCUAGAUCUGUCCGCAACUAUCCAGAGCAAAUUACCGGUUCCGCUCAGAGCGUCGGCAGGCGCUGCGAUCUUCGCCUCCCUCUUACCAGCUAGCACACGGAACGAUCUGCCGCCUUCUGCUUUCUCAAUGUCAAAUCUGCUAUCGAUCCCGCCCAUACAUGUAGACACCUUGGCCGAAGCGGCAUGUCGGGCCAUCGCAGACGAAUCCAUCGAAGGAGCGCUAGGCGUGCAAGCAAUGCGAGACCUCGUCGGAUGGAACACACGGUCGAACACCGAGAGUGAACAGAGGGCGAGCGAAGAGACUCAGACACCCGCCAACCAGCCGUUCUCGUGA